AUGGAUAUUGAUUACUAUAGUGUAUUAGGAUUAAAAAGAACUUCCUCGAGUUUUGAUAUAUUAAACGCAUUUCGGGAAAUCAUACAUAAGUAUGGUAUGGAAAAAUUAAACGAAGAUCAAACAAUUUGUAGACUUAUUGCAUUCGAGGCUUUUGACGUUCUUAGUGAUGCUUUUUGGCGUGAGAUGCAUGAUCAAUUUGGGGUUCAAGCCAUAAAAUUGGGCGUAUUUAUUAACAAAGAAAAAGAUAUGAGACGGUAUUUGUAUCACGGUGAUAUUUUUUUAACGUACAAAUCGGUUUAUGGAUCCACUAAUCCGUAUGCUCAUAUAAUAUCCAUGUUAUUAAACAGGAAGGCAACAAUAAAUGUAGGUAUUAAACAAGAUGUUGAAAAGAUUCCGAUUUAUUUAACAUUGAACGAAAUAUUUUAUGGAGCAUUAAAAAAAAUUAAUAUUCCUAAAAGUGAUGGAACACAGUGUAUGACUAAUUUAAGAAUACCUAGAGGCUUACCGAUUAACAGUGAAAUUGUUCAUGACUUAACAGAUGGAAGAACCGUAAUUUUUAUCACCAAUGAUUUACCACAUAAACAUUAUGUAAGGAGAGGACAAGAUUUGAUAAGCACAUACACUGUAACUAUCGAAGAAAUGAUGUUUGGUGUUCAAUUCAUAGUACACACGUUAGAUAACAAACAAUUAAGAGUGAAUAUCACACAAGUGAUAACACCAUUAUAUCGAAAGAUAAUACGAGGUGAAGGAAUGCCAGCCUACAGAGAAAAUUGUGACAAGAGGGGUGACAUCGUACUACAAUUUAAAAUUCAGAUACCACGCGAUCCCUGUGUAAUAAAAAAAAUGAUUUGCAAGACCCCUUCGGAAACUGAAGAUUUUAGAAGUUUGAGAAAAUAAAUAAUUAUUUAUGGAACAAAUAUGGUGUAGUAUAAUAUAUUACAUUUAUAAAAUAUUUCAGAUUU
Messenger RNA from Rhopalosiphum padi (bird cherry-oat aphid), 962 nucleotides. RefSeq names its product dnaJ homolog subfamily B member 13-like. Lineage: Eukaryota; Metazoa; Arthropoda; Insecta; Hemiptera; Aphididae. Bases 1 to 897 code for a protein of 298 amino acids. The transcript is spliced from 6 exons. The record is from RefSeq and is a predicted model, not a curated record. Gene Ontology annotation, molecular function: protein-folding chaperone binding. Gene Ontology annotation, cellular component: cytosol.